Messenger RNA from Benincasa hispida (wax gourd), 1020 nucleotides. The record is from RefSeq and is a predicted model, not a curated record. Lineage: Eukaryota; Viridiplantae; Streptophyta; Magnoliopsida; Cucurbitales; Cucurbitaceae.
AUGGAUCAAGAAGAAAGAACGCCUGAGACCAAAAGCCAUUCAGAACCCAGUACGUCUAAUGCGGGAGAACCUGUGGUGCCACUGAACGCACCAUUCCCUAGACGUCUGAUGAAGAAGAAUGAUGAACAACAAUUCAAGGGCUUUCUUGAGCCCUUGAGGCAAUUGUAUAUCAACAUUCCACUUAUAGAAGCCCUGGAGCAGAUACCAAAAUAUGUCAAAUUUUUUAAGGACAUUUUGACAAAGAAAAGAAGAGUCAGUGAAACGGAAAUAAUCGCACUAACACAGGAAUGCAACGCGUUAGUAAGCAAUAGUCUACCAAAGAAACAGAAGGAGCCUGGGAGCUUCACAGUUCCUUACUCAAUAGGAGGAUUGGAUCUCGCUGACAGAACGAUCAAGUACCCAAAAGGAAGGAUUGAAGACGUUCUGGUAAAGGUUGACAACUUCAUAUUCCCAACAAACUUUAUUAUCUUGGAUUAUGAAGCAGAUAGGGAGGUACCAAUUAUCCUUAGACGCCUCUUCUUAGCUAUUGGGAAAAUUUUAAUUAACGUGCAUAAAGACGAAUUGACUAUGCGCGUAGAUAAUCAAGAGGUGAAGUUUAAUGUAUUAAAUGCAUUAAAGUUCACAGAUAGUGAAGAUUGUCAACUGAAAAGUAUUAAAUUGCCUGAAGAAGAGACCUAUGUAUGCGAGGUCCUCGCGUUGGAGGAGAACCUGAAAGAACCAAAGCUGCCAAGUCUGAGUGAGCAACGGACAAAAACAAUGCGUCCAUCACUUGAGGAACCACCAGAAUUCGAGUUGAAACCGUUACCUAGUCACCUGAAAUAUGCCUUCUUUUUUUUUAGGGAAGUUAAAAUCCAGGUGGUCAGGUCCAUCAUUAAAACAGUCUUUCCAUAUGAAGCAGUGGAAGUAACACGGGAAGAUGGCACCAACGCAUUCAAAGUAAAUGGCCAAAGAGUGAAGCCAUACUUUGAAGAUGGACUGGAAUGUCAAAAGUCAUCCCUCACACUACGCGAAGCCAGUUGA